Molecule: messenger RNA, 1076 nt
Organism: Panicum virgatum (switchgrass)
Lineage: Eukaryota; Viridiplantae; Streptophyta; Magnoliopsida; Poales; Poaceae
Exons: 2
Coding region: 260-799 (179 amino acids)
Source: RefSeq, a predicted model, not a curated record
GCCUCACAAGGCAACUCUUCUCCCCCAAAUCAGCACCCGUCGCCCAAAUCGGCGACUCCUCCCCCAAAUCCCGUCGCCGCCACGCCGGCAGUACCACCACCAGCGGCACAGCACCGCCACCGUCGUGCACCCACCCCACAGCACCCGUCGCCACGCCACACCACCGCGACACCGACGCCCCCGCUACGCCAAGCUGCCUCGCACCGCCAAGUUGUUGGUGGCCGCAGCCGGAUCCAGCAGCAGUUAGGGUUACAGCACCAUGGAGACCACCGCAGGCUCCACCUCGUCAGGCACCUCCAUGGCUCGGUCGCGGUCCCCAAGAUCCUCUCCAAUUCCAUAUCGCGUGCCCCCCUUUGAGUACACACCGGCCGUGAACUGCUACUGCGGUCAAAAGACUCCCAAGUGGAUCUCCUGGAGUGACAGGAAUCCAGGAAGGAGGUACCGUUCAUGCUACAGAAAUCAGGCUGGAGGCUGUAGUUUAUGGGUGUGGUUGGAUCCUGAACCAACAGAUUGGCAGAGACAAGUCCUUGUUGAUCUGCGAGAUGCAGUGAAGUCCCUGCGCACAACAAACCGAGCUCUGCAGAUGGAGAAGAAUGAAUUGGAGGCAGAGAAGCAUGAGCUGGAGGUUUUGCUGCAAGAAGCACAGGUGAAGCAUGCUGAAUCAGUUGAGAAGGAGCUCGAGGCCAGGGCACUUGUCAAGGAGCUGGAGGCCAGGGCACUUGUCAAGGAGAAGGGCUCCAAGCACAUUCAAUCUACAAUGACUAGGUGUUGUGGAUGGCAGUUCAGGUGGCCCUGUUAGGACCAAGUGCCGAGCCCCUGAAGAAGCUACAACUGCCUAAUUUAGCUUAGUGAUUUAGCUUAGUAAUUUAGCUUAGUGACUACUUUUGUGCAGUUAUCUUUUGUAUGCCUGUUUAGCCUGGUUGCCCCAGUUUCAGCUGCCUAAGCUGCAGCUGCCAUAUUUAGUAUGAAAUGAGCAAUGCAUGAUCUGAAUGUUUCAAUCUAUUGAAUUGUUGAGCAUUAAAUUGACUAGUUAUUGUGUCCUCAGCAUCUCAGUUAUAUUUGAGCCCACUCACCAA